Molecule: messenger RNA, 4535 nt
Organism: Betta splendens (Siamese fighting fish)
Lineage: Eukaryota; Metazoa; Chordata; Actinopteri; Anabantiformes; Osphronemidae
Product: NLR family CARD domain-containing protein 3-like
Exons: 10
Coding region: 223-3462 (1079 amino acids)
Molecular function (GO): protein binding
Source: RefSeq, a predicted model, not a curated record
AGGAGGUGAAGAGUUCAGCAGCAGUCUCCUCACGGCAGCGCACUGGACGAACCUCUGACGCUCUGCAUUCCGUAACUUUAACCCUUCAACUCCCACCGUGGCUUCAACUCCGCAGCAGGACUCGCUGCACUCGGAUGUGUUUUCUCAGGCUCUCGAGGUGUUGGCUGGACUAUACGUCAGUUUGAAUACGCAGAGGGAUACGGUCCCAAACUGGAUCCAGGCAUGUCUUUGAGGAGCGAUAAUUCAAAGGAGGAGCCUCCGUUUUUUGCUGAGGAGGAGGAUUGGACCCACCAUACACAAGGCCAGUCUGUCCUGGAUAGGCGUUCAGACCUGGACCUGAUAUUUUUGGAGCUUGAGGCUAACAUCAUUUAUUUUGUGAAACAUGAACUUAAAAGACACAAGAAAUUUCUGAGUUCAGAUUACUUGGGGGGUCCAGGGGAGGAAGAGCCGAUGCUGGAUGAUUCCAGCAGAGAGGCAUUUCUGAAGAUCACGCUGAACUUCCUGAAGAUAAAACAUGUGCAGCUGGCAGACUGUCUCCACAGCAGAACUGUUGCUGCCGGUUGCCAGCGUGAACUCAAAUCUACUCUGAAGGAAAACUUCCGCUAUUCAUUUGAGGGCACCGGAAAAAGCAGGGACCCAACUCCUCUGAAUCUGAUCUACACAGAGCUGCACAUCACAGAGGGAGAGGAUGGGGAGAUCAGCUCUAAGCACGAGGCCAGACAGAUUGAAGUUGCAUCGAGGAAACAAAUCCAAAAAGAAACUACAAUAAGUUGCAAAGAAAUAUUUAAACCCUCACCCGGAUCAUUCCAACCAGUCAAGACGGUGAUGAUGAAGGGGGUGGCUGGCAUUGGUAAGACGGUCCUUACACAGAAAUACACUCUGGACUGGGCUGAAGGCAAAACCAACCAGGACAUAGACUUCACAUUCCCAUUCACUUUCAGAGAGCUCAACGUGCUAAAAGACAAGCGCUACAGUUUAGUGAAGCUUAUCCAUGACCACUUUAUUAAAGUCAAGGAACCAGGAAUCUGCAGGUUUGAAGAGUUUAAUGUUCUGUUUAUCUUCGAUGGUUUGGACGAGUGUCGACUUCCCCUCGAUUUCAAAGGCAACGAGAUCCUGAGUGACGCCUCGGAGGUGACCACAGUGGAUGUGCUGCUGACAAACCUCAUCAGGGGGAAACUGCUCCCCUCUGCUCACAUCUGGAUGACCACGCGACCAGCAGCGGCCGGUCUGAUCCCGUCAGAUCUGGUUAACGUGAUCACAGAGGUGAGAGGCUUUAGUGACCCACAGAAAGAGGAGUACUUCAGGAAGAGAUUCCCAGAGGAGAAGCUGGCUGAACGAAUAGUUUCCCACAUCAAGACGUCCCGAAGCCUCCAUGUCAUGUGUCACAUCCCAGUGUUCUGCUGGAUCAUUGCAACAGUUCUGGAAGAGGCGCUGAAAAGCAAAGAAGAAGCAGAGCUGCCCAAAACGCUGACUGAGAUGUACAUUCACUUCCUGGUGGUUCAGGCCAAACUGACAAACAUCAAGUACCUUGGAGGAGCGGAAACAGAUCCUCACUGGAAUCCAGAAAACAAGAACACGAUUCUGUCUCUUGGAAAACUUGCGUUUGAGCAGCUGAGAAAAGGCAACUUGAUUUUCUAUGACUCAGACCUGACAGAGUGCGGCAUCGAUGUCAGAGCGGCCUCCGUGUACUCAGGCGUGUUCACACAGAUCUUUAGAGAAGAGAGUGGGCUGUACCAGGAGAAGGUCUUCUGCUUCAUCCAUUUGAGCGUUCAGGAGUUCUUGGCUGCUCUUUACGUCCAUCUGACAUUCAUUAACUCUGGAGUCAAUCUGCUGUCAGAAGAACAGCUGGUUUUCAAGACGUCCACAACAAGAAGUGCCGAAUCUGCAGUGACACACUUCUACCAGAAUGCAGUGGACGAGACUUUGCUGAGUCCAAACGGACACUUGGACUUGUUCCUGCGCCUUCUUCUCGGCCUCUCGCUAGAAAAGAACCAGAUUCUGCUUCGAGGUCUGCAGACACACAUAGAAAGUGGCCUGCAGACACAGCAGAGGAAUAUCAGAUACAUCAAGAGGAAGAUUGAGGAGAUUCCCUCAGCAGAGAGGAGCAUCGUUCUGUUUCACUGUCUGAACGAGCUGAACGAUCAGACUUUGGUAGCAGAGAUCCAGGGGUUCCUGAGUUCAGGGAACAUCUCCAGUAGGAACCUCUCUCCUGCUCAGUGGGCGGCUCUGGUCUUCAUCUUGCUGACAUCAGACAAAGAACUGGAUGUGUUUGACCUCAGCAAAUAUUCAGCUUCAGAAGAUGCUCUACUGAAGCUGCUGCCAGUGGUCAAAGCCUCCAGAAAAGCUCAGCUGAGUGGCUGUAAUCUGUCAGACAGAAGCUGUGAAGCUCUGUCCUCAGUCCUCAGCUCUAAGUCAUCCAGCCUGAGAGAACUGGACCUGAGCAACAACGACCUGCAGGACUCAGGAGUGAAGCUUCUGACCAUUGGAUUGAUGAGUCCUCACUGUGCACUGGAAACUCUUAGGCUGAGUCUAUGUAACCUCUCAGCAAGAAGCUGUGAAACUCUGUGCUCAGUUCUCAGCUCAGAGAUCUGCAGCCUGAGAGAGCUGGACUUGAGCAACAACAACCUUGAGGACUCAGGAGUGAAGCUUCUCUCUGCUGGACUGAAGACUUGUGCUCUGGAAACUCUGCGGCUUUCAGGUUGUCUGAUCACAGAGAAAGGGUUUGAAUCUCUGGCCUCAGCUCUGAGCUCCAAUCCUUCCCAUCUGAGAGAGCUGGACCUCAGCUACAAUCAUCCAGGAGAGACGGGGGUGAAGGUGCUGCUUGCUGGACUGGAGGAUCCAAGCUGGCAGCUGGACACGCUGAGGUUGGAGCCUUGUGGUGUCCAGUGGUUGAAACCAGGUCUGAGGAAGUAUUUCUGUGAACUCACUCUGGACCCAAACACAGCAAACAGAAACCUCAUCCUGUCCGACAACAACAGAAAGGUGGCGUGGACCAUAAAAGACCUGUCGUACCCGGAUCACCCAGACAGAUUUGACUACUGCUGUCAGCUGCUGUGUGCUGAUGGUCUGACUGGCCGCUCUUACUGGGAGGUGGAGUGGGAAGGAGAGGAUCUGAUAUCAGUGAGCUAUGAAGGAAUCAAGAGGAAAGGCGGAGUAGCCGACAGCAGGUUUGGAGGAAAUGAGCAGUCGUGGAGUCUGUGCUGCUCUGCUGGUGGUUACUCUGUGUGGCACAACAACAGAGAGAUCGUCCUCCACUCCUCCACCUGCUCAGAUUCCAACAGAGUGGCAGUGUAUGUGGACCACGCUGCCGGCACGCUGUCCUUCUACACGGUGUCCUCUGACAUGCUGAGCCACCUCUACACCUUCCACUGCUCAUUCACUGAGCCUCUCUACCCCGGCUUUGGCUUCCUGUUUGGUUUCAGGGUCUGCUCAGGCUUUUCCCUGGCUCUGUGUUCAGCCUAAUCUGUGAACACCUUCACACGGACCACUUUCAUAGACUCUUCUGGAUCAGUGAAGGUGUGCUCUGGUAUCUGGCACCAAGAUGUUAGCACCCGAUCCUUUAAGUAAGCUGUGAGGUCAGACGUAUACUGUACUGUAGGUGGCAUGUGUUAAAGUUGGAUGGUAGCAACGCACAUGCACCCGGCACUCCAUGGGAUGUAAGAGACUGUGCGUAUGAAGGGUCUUGUUCAUCCAGUUCAAACGUCUACACAAUUAUCGGUUACGUUGUUGUAUGUAAAGAUCAGUCAUUUUCAAAUAUUCAACCUAACAUCUAAUUAUACAGACUGCAACUCAGAAUUAAAAAUCACAGCUAAGUCGUUCAAGUGGAUAAUAUCAUGCUUGAUGUGGUCAGCAGAGACUGAUUGAAUGAACCAACAACAUAGUUUACUCAUGAUUUAACAGUAGAAAACACUACACAAAGUAGCACAGUCUCUAAAUGAAUUGGAAUUAGACAGGAAAGAACUGUUAGGCAUAUAUAUACUGUUUAGGCAUCAAGUUUGAUUAACUGUAGUUUAAAGCUUUGGUACAAAAUUUGAAAGCAAGACUAUAAUGACAGUCUUAAAAUAGUGUCUUAAACUAUUCUCUAUGGGCAAACAAAAGCCAAACACCACGAGGAGCAAGUGGGGGCCACUGAUCACUAACUGAUAAGACUCUUAAAAUUAUUGACAGCUGGCAAGCCAGAUGCUUACUGAGACUGUCCACCACAUUUAAGUCCAGCAUUUAUUCAAGAAGCAAACCAUGGUGCGACAGAAAUGACUUCUAAUGUGUAAUAAAGCACAGAACAACAUUUAUCCAGCAAAGGCAGGGCUGCUUCCAUAGUGAUCUUAAACAAUCCAAUAUUUAACAAGUUCUAUAGGACAGAAUAAAUACACUGAUUUAUAAAUUCCUGUACAGACAAUGGCAGAUGUAGCAUUUGAGAAGGUACAGUCAAGAAAAAUAAGCUUAAUUACAGUUAAAAGGAUCAAAGAACCAGGACUAAAAGAGAGGUUUAGAGAAUCUUCUUGGUUACAUCAGAUGCUGCUCAUGCUCCAAACAAU